Molecule: messenger RNA, 4883 nt
Organism: Cynoglossus semilaevis (tongue sole)
Lineage: Eukaryota; Metazoa; Chordata; Actinopteri; Pleuronectiformes; Cynoglossidae
Gene: unk
Product: unk zinc finger
Exons: 14
Coding region: 325-2769 (814 amino acids)
Biological process (GO): cell morphogenesis involved in neuron differentiation
Molecular function (GO): mRNA CDS binding; metal ion binding
Source: RefSeq, a predicted model, not a curated record
AACUGGGUCAUACGUUCAAGUAGAUGUACUUUCAUAAAGUAAUUGAUAAAAUUAUUAUUUCUGUUCUCUCAAUACAGUGGACAACAAAUACAUCUAAUUUUAAAACUUGUACCAAAAUAUUAACGUUUUGGACAUAUGGAAUUUGCUAUGAUGCAACGCCAUAUCCCAUGAUCCUCCCUGGCCUUUGCCUGUAUCUUCGUUUCUGCUUCCGUUUAACUAGCGCAUGCUCAUAUUGCUGUAGAAUGCGGAUUUCGAAGCUAACAAAAUAGUUAGCAUUUUAAGCUAAAAACAAGCUUCUUCUUGUUUGGCUAUAAACUGGUUGAAAUGUCUAAAACGCAUCCCCAGCCCCCUCCGUCGUCGUCAGUGACGUCCAGCGGGCCUCCCUCAUCGUCCUCACCCGCAGGGGGUUCGACAUCUCCCGCAACUGUGUUGAACGUCCAACCCGAGAAACCUCAACAUUACACAUAUCUGAAGGAGUUCAGGACAGAGCAGUGCCCUCUGUUUGUGCAACAUAAAUGUACACAACACAGGCCCUUCUCGUGUUUUCACUGGCAUUUCCUAAACCAGAGGCGCCGCAGACCCAUCCGCAAGCGAGAUGGGACGUUCAACUACAGCCCAGAUGUUUACUGCACCAAAUAUGAUGAGGGAACGGGCACCUGUCCGGAAGGAGACGAAUGUCCAUUUCUACACAGGACAGCUGGUGACACGGAGCGCAGAUACCAUCUUCGCUAUUAUAAGACAGGAUCCUGUAUCCAUGAAACUGAUUCAAAAGGAAACUGCAGCAAAAAUGGCUCCCACUGUGCCUUUGCGCACGGAUCACAUGACUUGCGCAGCCCGGUUUAUGAUAUCAGAGAGGUGCAAGUGAUGGAUUCACAAGGAGGCUCAGGAUCCUCGGAAGGAGGAGGAGGAGGAGACAGUCAGUCGGGACAAGCAGCAAGUACAGCUCUUAUAGAGAAGAUCUUGAGCGAGGAACCACGUUGGCAAGAUAACAAUUAUGUGCUGUCACACUACAAGACAGAGCUUUGUAAGAAACCGCCGCGUCUUUGUCGUCAAGGUUACGCCUGUCCAUACUAUCACAACAGUAAAGACAGGAGACGCAGCCCACACAAGCACAAAUACAGAGCUCUGCCCUGUCCGGUGGUUAAACAGAGCGAGGAGUGGGGGGACCCCAGCAAGUGUGAGGGAGCGGAGGGAUGUCAGUAUUGUCACACGAGAACAGAGCAGCAGUUCCACCCAGAGAUCUACAAAUCUACAAAGUGUAAUGACAUGCAGCAGAGUGGCAGCUGCCCCAGGGGACCCUUUUGUGCCUUUGCUCAUAUUGAAAAGCCUUUCGUUGCUGAAGAACCAUCUGUUCCCAACCCCAACUCCCCACCUACACCCAGACCUCCAGACCCUCUCUCAGGACAGGAGGUGUCUUCAAGCCCCAGUGGACCCAGCUUAGGGCCAGGAGGGUCUGGUUCCAUUUCGGAUCUCUUUUCUCCAUCUGUUGGGUCAUGUGUAGCAGAGCAGCAAGGCCUGCUGGGUAAUGUUCUGUCAUUGUGUGAAGAUUCAAAUGGAGCAGCUGAGCCGCUGUCUCCGUGGGCAGGAGAGGGGGGCUACUGCAGAGCUCCUGGGUUUGAGAGGGAAGACCACAAUAAACAGAGGAGUUUUGCUCUUGAGCAGCGCAGCAGAGAAAUGUCAUCAAUGCAGAGCAAACAGGACUUGUUGGUGUUUUUACCAGUGGGCAGUCCUCUGAGUUUGUCGUCCAGCAUCCCCUCCAGUCUGGCCGCCACCCCUCCCAGCCCUGCUCCUCUUGGACACUUGGGGUCCAGCAUCUCGUCAGGCAUGAACGCGAACGCUCUGCCUUUUUACCCAACCAGUGAGACGGUGGAGUCAGUAGUUGAAUCAGCCCUGGAUGACCUGGACCUGAAUGAUUUUGGAGUGUCAGCGUUAGAGAGGAGUUUGGAGAGCACCUCUGGUCUUCCCAGUGUGGGAGUAAUGCUGGGAGGCAGCCAGUUUCAGAGUUCUGCUCCUGUCAACAUCCCAGGAUCCUUCAGCAGCUCAGCUCCCUUCAGCUCACCUUCACCCUCUCCUCCCAUCAGGCCACACACAUCUCCGUUCUUCUCUGCUCACCUGUCCCAGCCUGGCCAAUCAGAGGGCAGCUUCUUAGGUCCAUCUCACAGCUCUUUAGGUUUGAAUGGUAUGAGCACUAAUAUCUGGGAGCACUUUCCAUCAGGGCAGGGGUCUCCAGGGACCCCUCCUGCUCUGCUCCCAGCAGGCUCUGGUGCAGAGUCCUCCAGGCUCAAACAGGAGCUGGAGGAGGCUCACAGGACUCUGAAGCAGUGGGGGCACAGCUGGAGACACACAGCUCAGUCAUGGGCUGCAGUCAAGGCUGACGCAGAGGAGUCCAGAGCCCACGCAGCACGAGUAGCCAUGGAAGCAGAGAGAGCCAGGCAGGCUGAGGAGGAGGCACAGAGACAGGUCACCCUCAUGCAGGAGGCGCUGGAGAGCUUAAGGAGUGGUGACAACCCCCAUCUAGAACUGCAUCAGCUGCAGCUCCUGCACAGACUGCCCAUGGAGUCAGUGCUGAGUUUACAGGCUCAGCUCUGCAGCUGUUUACGUGCUGUAGAACAGGUGGUGUACAGGAAACAGAGACAGUGCUGUGUGACGUGUGGCGAGUCCGGCUCAUCGUCCCUGCCCUGCGGCCACGGACUACAAUGCGAGAGCUGCUCCACCUCCCCAGAGUGCCCACUCUGCUCAGAACAGUCUCUGGACCAGCAGCUCUCUUGACGCCACAGCACGGUCAGACCACAGCAGAUCACUUCUCACUCAGUCCUGAUUCCUCAGAUACCAGCCUCCAACCUCAGCCACCAUCAGCCACAGUUGCAUUGAUGUAGUUUUAAGGUAUGGACACGAGUCGUUCGCCGGUCUGGUUUUUGUACCCUUCUUAGACGACCUUUUCUGAUACAUGACUGGCUUUUGAGCUCUGGUCACAAAAUAAAAGCUCUCCAUAUGGGAUUUAGGAUUUUUAAUGGUUCCAGUAUUACUUACUUAGAGCACUAGUCCAUUUCACUAGUUAUGGUUCUCGACCAGCAGCACUGUUCUUAACCCGUGUCUCAGAAUUCUGAAAGUUACUUUAAGGCCUGCUCUUAGUUUCUCACUAAAAUCUCGAACGUAUUUCUGUAUAUGUUUUACAACAUAAACAUAAUCACUUUUCUCACCGUCUGGACAGUUUCAGUAGGAUAUUCACUGUUCAACCAAGGUCAAAGUCAUUUCUUAGUAUUUUCUGAUAUCUAGAAAUUAUAAAAUGCCUGUGUAUAUGUAUACAUAUAUGUGGGUAUAUACAUAUAUAUGUGUGUAUAGAUAUAUAUAUAUAUAAAGAUAUAUAAAUACACACACAUAUAUACAUACAUAUAUGCAUUGAUUUCCCCACUGGUAACAAGCAUGUAGCUCUGUGUUUCCACUUGUUUUCUGUUUUCAGAAAGGGGAAGACCAAUGUUUAUCUGAGGUUCAGGCAGUAUGUCUGUCUUUAUUCUACAUGUUGGGUGCUCAAAGGGUUGUAAUUACGCUGGUUUUAGAAGAACCUAAAUGGAAAUAUGUCGCAACUUUUUACAUUACAAAAAAUGACGUUUCAUUAUCUCAAUCCCUACUUUGAAAAAGUAAAUAUUUAUUAUGUGACAGUUUCACUGAUGAAAAAACAGAUGGUUUAGCUGAAAAGAUUGUGUGUAUGUCUGGAUAAUUUGUUUGAUUGACACAUGGAAAACAGUCAUCAGGUCUUCAGUGAUUCUGAAGGCUUUGGGAAAGCCUGUCUUAAGUGAAAAUGAAACCUGGCUCCUAUUGGGUAGCCCAGCUGUCAAUCACAGAGCCCAAUCAUUGUCUCCAUCUUUUUCAUUCUUCAUUCUUACAAGACUGAUAUCAGGCUCCAGUAGAGAUAACAUGAAACUGGUCGACAGUGACAUAGUCUUGCUUUAACACAUAAUAAAUGAUUCUAUAGUUAUAAUAAGUGCUUUAAUUUUGAAAGAGAACUUUAUGUUUUUUGUGUUUGGCGAGACCACAACAAAACCAAAAACUGUCAACCCUGCAUGUUUAUUCUAAGUGUAAAACUAUCAACCCUUCUGAUUGAAAACAGUAUAAGGGAAUAUUAUUUACUUUAACUUUACAUUUAUCUUAACAAACACUUGGAGACCACACCAGUCUGCUGGUAACGCUCGUCUAGAAUACAAUGAUUUUUUUUUAAAAAAUAACACAAAAAAAACUUUCGAGCUAAAUAUACUUAUUUAAAAUAGCUUUUUUUCAUAAUGAAACAAUAUUUAAAACAACAUAUUAAGAUUUGUUUCUUUCCAACAAAUGGCCUCAUUUAAGAACAAAACUCUCAGGUUUUCUCCAGUUUUCUCCCACAAACUGGACAAUGUAAGCAUGUUAUAGUACAAUCAAGGCAAAUGUACUCGGUUCACACGAGUAGUCUCUGAAGAAACAUUACGUUGUUUAUUUUCUUUAUACUACGCUUUAUUUUAGCUUUAGAUAAACCUGGGCCCCUUUGCUAUGUUUAAAAUCAGUUUAUUUUAUUUUAAAAUUGUUUAUUUGUAGUCAUUUUUUUUGACAUUUCACAAUGUGUCAAAAGUAGUCUAACAUAUAUAUAUAUAUAUAUAUUAUAUCUCUACCCAUAGUUCAGUAAUUUCAUUCUUAUGGUUGCACUGAUUAGACAGAACAUCAGGAAGCAGACAGAACCAACAUGUUCAUGUUCACUGUGAUCGAUUCUACACACAAACACACACACACACACACACACAUACACACACACAAACAACUCAUCUUACACAGUGUUUCCUUCUAAGUGGACUUUCUUGUUUGCGUCUUUGUUUUUGGUACAGAUCAUUAAAACAAAUUGUAUAUUUUUGGAUUAA